AUGGGGCUUGGCAGGGGACAGUCUCCGCUGCUGAUGGCACUGUUGCUGCUGCUGGCCUGCCUCCAGACGGGGAUGAGCCUGGAGCGCAUCAACUAUGUGCCGCAGCUCUCGAGCACCACCCUGGCGGGGAGGCUCACCCAGUCCACCUUCACGCUGGAGCAGCCGCGGGGCCAGUUCAGCCACCCCAGCAUCUCCGACUCUGACGCCAUCUGGCUGGUGGUGGCCCACAGUAACGCCACACAGAAGUUCACGGCCCCACAGAAGGUGGAGGACACACCGGUCCCUGCCGACUUCCCCCAGGGGGGCUACUACCUCACGCUGAGGGCCAGUCGGGCUCUCUAUCCGGGCGGCCCGCCCAGCAACCAGCUCCGGGUCCUGCGCGUCGGCAACGAUACCCACUGCUCCCCGAGGACAAGAGGCUGCAACCGCCCGCUGCCGGGCCCCGGCCCCUACCGAGUGAAGUUCCUGGUGAUGAGUGACAGGGGACCCAUGGCUGAGACAGAGUGGUCCAGUGAGACCCACCUGCAGCAAGCCAAGGUACUCCAGGCUGCCCCAGGGCCCCAGACCGCGGGCACUGUGGUCAUCAUUGCCAUCCUGUCCGUCAUGCUGGCUGUCCUCCUCGCUGCCCUCCUCACUCUGCUCAUCUUCACCUGGUACGACACCUGCGGGAGCACGCCCAUCUCCGGCCCAGGGGAGCUGGUGUUCGUCAGACAAUAUGACACCCACCACAUGUCGAGGCCUUCAGCUGUGGGGGGCUCCUGA
Messenger RNA from Budorcas taxicolor (takin), 762 nucleotides. RefSeq names its product uroplakin-3b-like protein 1. The record is from RefSeq and is a predicted model, not a curated record. The coding region runs from base 1 to 762 and encodes 253 amino acids. The transcript is spliced from 6 exons. Lineage: Eukaryota; Metazoa; Chordata; Mammalia; Artiodactyla; Bovidae.